GUGCAGCGAUAUGCACUAUGGCGACUAUGCAGUACUGUACUUUAUAAUACUGUACAUUCGUACAUUAUUAGCUCUAUGGCUAAAGUAUAAACAGUAAACUGCUUUCGUUCCUGACGACUGUAAAUUAAAGUGCUCACUUAAUCCAGCCAUUCUAUUAGAAACCCAGUUCUCCCAUGGGAAACUGUUCCACGGAUGAGGGACACAAAUUCAUCCAGUUAUCUCCUAGUGCGCGAACGCCUUCGGUUACGCCUUCAGUGCAUAAUAUCUUGUUAUUGAUCAUAAGUUGGGCAAAACCCUACACCCUACGAGUGGCUUUGCAAUUUUAUCCCUACGGCCUACAGUAGCUUGUGUCGACUGUCGAAAUUAUGUCACGUCGCCAUUACAUUUUCGUCUAUGGGACGCUGAAGUCCAAUGAACCCAAUCACCAUGUUCUGCUGGAUAAAGGAUAUGUGGAUUCAAAUACAGCGUUCGUAGGGAAUGCCUUGACAAUCGAAUAUUAUCCCAUGGUUAUCGCCACACGGUAUAAUAUCCCAUUUGUUCUGGAUAAACCUCAUAAUGGCCAUAGAAUUCACGGCGAAGUGUACCUGGUAACGGAGAGCACACUCAGUCGCCUGGAUGAGCUGGAAUGCCAUCCGCAUUAUUAUGAACGCCGCCCGGUGCAGGUUGAACUGCUGCCCAGAGAUCCCGACACCAGCAGCGAGAGCGAUUCCGAUGGACAGUCGCACGUCGUCACCUGUGAUAUGUACUUGUUCCAUGGAUUUGAUCCGAAGCUGUUGGAGUUGCCCUUCAUCUCCAACUAUUCAUCAACCGGAUCUCACGGGUUGGAGUAUGUCGUGUCUAGUAAACGGGUGGCGGAGGAAGUGAUGGCCCACAAAAUGGAGGUCAAACUGCCCAUCCCCAACCCGAAAUAAGGCAUCCGCGGAAACAAGUCUGCAAAUUGCGAAGAAUUUUUGGGCUUCAGUGUCUGGUUAUUUGAUUUGUUGUUUGAGUCUUUUGUUAAAAAACGCUUGUGAUUUGUAUUUUGUAGAGUGGUUAACGUGGCACUGCUAGCAUUCCUUGCCGCUGGAAUUGGGAUGACUGUAUGUGCAGUCUGUAUUGAUAGAGCUGCUUGUAUGUGCACUGUGCAGGAAAGUAGUUUGUAGAACAGUCAUUUACGCACUUAACUGUGUUAAAAGUAUUUUGUGACUUGUGCAAAAGGUAUUUUAUCUGGGAAUUGUCUGGUGUAAGUUUGUAACAUACAAGAUCCGUACAAUUUAGGGAUUCCGUUUGUUUUCUUUCGCUUGGGAAACACAUAAUCCCACACCCGACUGACCAUCCGCCGUACAGUUCUUCCUUUCCCUCUCACUUAUGCUCACUGGUUUUUAUUU
Molecule: messenger RNA, 1367 nt
Organism: Paramacrobiotus metropolitanus
Lineage: Eukaryota; Metazoa; Tardigrada; Eutardigrada; Parachela; Macrobiotidae
Product: gamma-glutamylaminecyclotransferase-like
Exons: 3
Coding region: 366-911 (181 amino acids)
Molecular function (GO): gamma-glutamylaminecyclotransferase activity
Source: RefSeq, a predicted model, not a curated record